Molecule: messenger RNA, 1317 nt
Organism: Bacidia gigantensis
Lineage: Eukaryota; Fungi; Ascomycota; Lecanoromycetes; Lecanorales; Ramalinaceae
Exons: 3
Coding region: 1-1317 (438 amino acids)
Source: RefSeq, a predicted model, not a curated record
AUGCCGCAGAGACGUUCACAUUUUCCAGGCGCUUCGUCGAGCGCAACACCAUUAAAACAGAAGCGUGCACUGUCGCCCGCAGCAUCAUCAACGCCAGGGUCACGAAGAUCGAAGCGUGUCAAGUCCUCGCCAGUUGAUCCUACGACCAAAAUUACUGCCAAGAAAAGUCCAUAUUUUGAGCAUCCAACAUCAGAAUCAGAAUCUGAGUCGGUGGAAAACGAAGAAUCUGGCUACGAAGAUGAGGACGCAAGUGCAGCUUCUUCACCCCCUGAAAGCGAGAGCGAGGAAGAGGAAGGAAAUGAAGAGUACAAUUCCUCCGAAGAUGAAAAACCUGCCAAGAAGCCAGGGCGCAAAAUCAUAGUCAAAGGCAAAACGAAUGGCACCGUUGUUACAGGCAAAAAAGGCCAAGAGCUAUGGCGGCCCGGUGUGAAGGUCGACAUGGAAGCUGGGGAAGCAGUCUUCAUCCCUCUCCCGAAACCUCGAAGCCCUGGCAAUACUCCCUACGAAGAAUAUACGGUUCACCCGAACACACUACUCUUCAUGGGCGAUUUAGCAAAGAACAAUGAUCGCGAAUGGCUGAAGAUGCAUGAUGCAGACUAUAGACAAGCCAAGAAGGACUGGGACAGCUUUGUCGAAUCAUUGACGGAGAAAAUCAUCGAGAAUGACGAGACGAUACCAGAAUUACCACCCAAAGAUCUGACAUUCAGGAUCUACAGGGAUAUCAGAUUCUCCCCCGAUCCUACACCAUACAAAACACACUUCUCAGCCGCGUGGUCGAGGACGGGCAGGAAAGGCCCCUAUGCUGGAUAUUAUGUACAGAUCCAACCAAAGGGAAGCUUCGUGGGCGCUGGGGUGUGGCAUCCAGAGGCAGCGCCCUUAGCGCUGUUGAGAAGGAACGUCGAUAAGAAAAGUAGAUUGCUGAAGGAAGUGCUCAAGGAGGAGAGAAUGCGGAAGGAGUUCCUGAAGGGCGCUAAGAAGGAUGACAAGGAGGUCGUGAAGAAGUUCGUAGAGAUCAAUGGAGAAAGUGCGCUGAAGACUAAACCAAGGGACUACAGUGCCGAUCACCCAGAAAUUGCGCUACUAAGGUUGAGGAAUUACACGAUUGGUAAGAAAUUGAAGGACGAAGAAGUGCUUGGGAAAGAUGGGCUGAGUAGGAUCGCGGACUUGCUUGGUGUUUUGACGCCAUUUGUAACAUACCUUAAUAGCGUUGUGAUGCCAGAUGAAGCCCCGAGUUCCGAUGACGACGACGAUGACGAAGACGAGGCGAAUGGCGUUGAGGAAGAAGACGAUAACGAGGACGACGAGAAUGAGGAGUGA